AUGGAAAGACGAUUCACCAAUCUUUGUGUAGAUUUCCUAAGCAGUGCUCGACUGCUGAUAGCAUGGUCGGAAGACAUACCACAAGGAGUCAUUGGUGUGGUGCUGGUGCUGAGAUACGCAGGGCCUAACGGCAUUGGAUUUGCAGGCAUCUCUGCAAUUAUCAGCACUAUAAAAGGAGUUCUGAUUCCCAUUUUGCAGCAUUUGGUCUUGGAAUACCGCAAAUCGCAGGUUGCCAGAGGCUUGGAUGACAUCCUGGGCACUCAGCAGAAGGCAUUUUUGGAGAAGUUUUUGGCAAACUCUCCGGUGAGCCAUGAGAGAGUACGGAUUCAGGUUGAAGAGCCAUUGCGGACGGAGUCCGGCAACUUAUUGAAGAGGCUGAAUGUCGACCUUAUUGAAACCAUGCAAGAGAUGAGGCACAAGUGGCUGGCAGAUGCUCGUGAGAAGAUCAGAUGCAAAGUUGUGGCCGGCUUUUUGAAUAAAGGUGUCUCUACAACAGAGCUGUUUGAUUUGGGACAUAUGACGGGAAAUUGCAAAAAUGCCGGCUUCUCAGCAAGGCAAUGCAAGGAGGUGGCUACUUUCUCGGCGCAAAAAUGUAAAGAGGCAGGCUUCUCCCCAAGUGAUUGCAAAGAGGCGGGCUUCUCGUACAGCGAAUGCAAGGAUGCAGACUUCUCAAUCCAAGAGUGCAUUGAGGCUGGGUUCACCCCUAUGCAGUGCAAGGAGGCAGGCUUUGUGGCCAAGCAGUGUAAGGAGGAAACGGUUUGCCAAGAGGCCGGCUACACUGCGGAAGAGUGGAAUCGGGAACCUACUGCCCGAGAUUACAAAGAUGCAGGGUUUUCUGCUGAAGUGUGCAAGAGAGAGUACUUCACAGCCAAACAAUGCAAGGAGGUCGGUUUUUCUAUGUAUGAGAUUGGAGAGGAAUUUGAAGCACAGCAGCUGAGAAAAGCUGGUUUCUUUGCCAAGGACUUCAAAGACGCUGGUGCCAAUGCCACUUGGCUGAGGAUUAGCGCCUUCUCCGCGAAGGAGUGCAAAGAGGCCGGCUGCUCGGCUACGGAGUGCUGGGAGGCGGGAUUUAGUCCAGAUGACUUCAAGGAAGCAGGAUUCUCAGCGAUGCAGUGCAAGAUUGUCGGCUUUGACGUUGAAGAGUGCCAACAGGCAGGCUACUCUAUGGAGGAGUUGACCCGUGAACCAACUACAAAAGAUUUCAAAGAUGCAGGCAUGCCUGCCAAAGAGUGCAGGGUAGCCGGUUUCUCUCCGCAACAAUGCAAGGAGGCCGGGUACUCAGCCAAGGAGUGCAAGGAAGCUGGCUUUUCAGCGAGAGAGUUCAAGCAUGCAGGCUUUUCAGCUGUUCAGUGCAAGAUCGUUGGCUUUGCUGCCAGCAUUUGCCAAGAUGCAGGCUACUCUCUGGAGGAUGUA
Molecule: messenger RNA, 1413 nt
Organism: Durusdinium trenchii
Lineage: Eukaryota; Dinophyceae; Suessiales; Symbiodiniaceae
Source: the annotation of a GenBank genome assembly